Molecule: messenger RNA, 3079 nt
Organism: Jatropha curcas
Lineage: Eukaryota; Viridiplantae; Streptophyta; Magnoliopsida; Malpighiales; Euphorbiaceae
Product: Leucine-rich repeat receptor-like protein kinase family protein
Biological process (GO): protein phosphorylation
Molecular function (GO): ATP binding; receptor serine/threonine kinase binding; protein kinase activity
Source: RefSeq, a predicted model, not a curated record
CACUGACUUCUUCACACAUGUGUGAUACCCUCAACCACAUCAAGGUCUGUAGGCUAUAGGAGUCCAUUUUUCUCAGUUUUGCUUUCUCUCUUCGCUGUCUUGCUUCUACUGAUAUAUAGAAAACAUUGAAAACAACAUAAACAAAGCUCUCUCUCUUUCUCUUGGGUCCUUCAAUGGCUUCUGCAACCUGCAGAUACUAUCUUGUUUUCCUUUUUAGCUUUUGCUUCACCCUCUUCUUCAUCAGUUCAGCUUUAACUGAAGCUGAUAUCCUUCUUUCCUUCAAGACAUCCAUUGAAGACCCGAAGAACACUCUUUCAAGCUGGUCUAUUAACUCCACUGUCCCUUAUUGUAAAUGGACUGGAGUUUCUUGCACCAAUGGCACUUCUUCUUUAACUGUAACUUCUCUUGAUCUUCAAAGUUUGAAUCUUUCAGGUGAAAUCUCUGCUUCUAUAUGCGGACUUACCAAUUUGACCUUUCUCAGUCUAGCUGAUAAUCUUUUUAACCAGCCUAUACCUCUUCAUCUAUCUCAGUGUAGUUCUUUGGUAACAUUGAAUCUUAGUAAUAAUCUUAUUUGGGGUACAAUCCCAGAUCAGAUUUCUCAGUUUCAGUCUUUAAGGGUUCUUGAUUUUAGCAGAAAUCAUAUUGAAGGAAAGAUACCAGAAAGCAUUGGGUCUUUGGUGAAGCUGCAAGUUCUCAACUUGGGAAGCAAUUUGCUUUCAGGUAGUGUUCCUUCUGUUUUUGGGAAUUUUAGUGACCUUGCUGUUCUUGAUCUGUCUCAAAAUGCAUAUUUGGUGAGUGAGAUUUCUAGUGAUAUUGGGAAUCUUAAGAAGCUGGAGCAGCUUUUCUUGCAAAGUUCUGGUUUUUACGGUGAAAUUCCUAAUUCUUUUGUGGGUUUGCAAAACCUAGCCAUUUUGGACUUGUCGCAGAACAAUCUAAGUGGUGCGAUUCCUCCAACGUUAGGGCCUUCUCUUAAAAGCUUAGUUUCUUUUGAUGUUUCACAAAAUAAGCUUUCUGGGUCAUUCCCUAAUGGUAUAUGCAGUGCUCAAGGCCUCAUAAAUCUUGGUCUGCAUACUAAUUUCUUUAAAGGAGCAAUAUCCGGUUCAAUUAACGAAUGCUUGAACCUUGAGAGGUUUCAAGUCCAAAAUAAUGAGUUUUCUGGUGAUUUUCCAGAUGGAUUAUGGUCAUUAAGCAAAAUAAAGCUCAUCAGAGCAGAAAACAAUAGAUUUUCUGGAAAAAUACCAGAUACAAUAUCAAUGGCAGCUCAAUUGGAGCAAGUGCAGAUAGAUAAUAACAGCUUUACUGGUAAAAUUCCUAAUGGUCUUGGUUCCGUUAAGAGCUUAUAUAGAUUCUCUGCUUCUCUCAAUGGUUUUUCUGGUGAAUUGCCUCCCAAUUUCUGUGAUUCUCCAGUUAUGAGUAUUAUAAACCUGUCGCAUAAUUCCCUUUCUGGUCAUAUUCCUGAGCUCAAAAAAUGUAGGAAAUUGGUCUCAUUAUCUUUGGCAGAUAAUAGUCUUACUGGAGAAAUCCCACCAUCUCUUGCUGAUUUGCCCGUGCUAACUUACCUUGAUUUGUCAAAUAACAAUCUCACUGGUUCAAUUCCACAAGGGCUUCAAAAUUUGAAGCUUGCUCUAUUCAAUGUAUCAUUUAACCAACUUUCUGGUAAGGUCCCUUCUGCUCUCAUCUCUGGUCUCCCUGCUUCUUUCUUGGAAGGAAAUCCUGGCCUAUGUGGCCCGGGAUUGCCUAACCCGUGCUCUGAUGAGAUGCCAAGACACCAGAAUUCUGUUGGUCUCAGUGCAAUGGCAUGCGCUUUGAUCUCUAUUGCUUUUGGCAUCGGAAUUUUGCUUGUUGCUGCUGCAUUUUUUGUGUUCCGUAGAUCCUCUAACUGGAAAUCUCAAAUGGGUGGUUGGCGAUCAGUGUUUUUCUAUCCUCUUAGAGUAACGGAGCAUGAUUUGGCCAUGGCAAUGGACGAAAAAAGUGCUGCAGGAAGUGUUGGAGCUUUUGGCAGAGUAUACAUUAUAAGCUUACCAAGUGGAGAACUAGUUGCUGUAAAGAGGAUAGUCAAUAUUGGUAACCAAACUUCAAAAGCAUUAAAGGCCGAGGUCAAGACAUUAGCAAAGAUUAGGCAUAAGAACAUUGUUAAAGUUCUCGGCUUUUGCCACUCAGAUGAAUGCAUCUUUCUAAUUUAUGAAUAUUUGCAAAAGGGGAGCUUGGGGGAUAUGAUUGGCAAGCCUGAUUGUCCGUUGCAAUGGAGUGUUAGAUUAAGGAUUGCCACUGGGGUUGCUCAAGGAUUGGCAUACCUUCACAAGGACUAUGUUCCGCAUUUACUCCAUAGAAAUGUCAAGUCAAAGAAUAUUCUUCUGGAUAUGGAUUUUGAACCAAAGCUUACAGAUUUUGCCCUUGAUAGACUUGUGGGAGAAGCUGCCUUCAGGUCAACCAUUGCUUCAGAAUCUGCAAAUUCCUGUUACAACUCUCCUGAGCUUGGAUACAGCAAGAAAGCAACAGAGCAAAUGGACGUUUACGGCUUUGGUGUUGUGCUAUUGGAGCUCAUAACUGGCCGUCAAGCUGAACAAGCAGAACCAACUGAGUCUCUUGAUAUCCUGAAAUGGGUUAGAAGGAAAAUCAACAUAACCAAUGGGGCAAUCUCAGUUCUAGAUCCUAAAAUACCAAAUUCUUUCCAUCAAGAGAUGCUAGGAGCUCUAGAUAUUGCCAUUCGAUGCACUUCCGUGAUGCCUGAGAAACGACCUUCAAUGGUUGAAGUUGUAAGAGGACUCGUGUCACUAAGCUCAAAACCACAGCUUCCAUGUUCAGAAUUUUCAACCUUGGAGGAGAAUUCAAGUCCAGUUUGAAUGCAGAAGAAUAGUUUCUCUUAGCUUUUUGUUUCAGGUCUUUGUCUGUAAAAAAGUAAAAAAAAAGAAUGCAAGUUGAUUUCACAUAUCUUAGUUAAAAUCUCCUCUGAUUGAGGAAUGAAAAAGUGUUUGUAAGGUAUUCUCUGCUCUGGGUUUGGAUUGGCAAACCAAUUGGGAAAAGUAAUACAAGAGUAUUGGAUCGGAUUAGAAAAUUUGAGACUCAGAAAUUCAACUCA